AUGCAUUCAAAGAGUGAAAUAGAGCAAUUUAUUAAAAUUUUAAAAUGGAAGGCCAGUGAUGGUACAAAUUGUCUGAAGAAACAUGAAAAUUGUAAAGAUAAAAGAAGCUCAAACGGUCAACAGCAAAUACUAAGAUUUUAUAAAUCUAAUGAUAAUUUUAAUAUUAAACAUCUUAAAUUAAUGAAGAAUAGAAUAAUAACAGCAGCAGCUGAAUUAUCUGCACUUGAUGAUCGUCCAUUUAUAGCAAUUGAAGGUGAUGGUUUUAAGAAUCUUGCACAAGAACUAAUGACAGUUGGCCGCGUAUUUGGAAAAUCAGUUCCUGUUGAAUUAAUAUUGCCACAUAGCACAACGGUGAGUCGUGAAAUUGAUAAAAUAUAUGAACGUCGUCAUGAACAAUUAAUUUCACUAUGUCAAACACUCACAAAAUUUGCUGUAACCGUCGAUUUUUGGACAGAAGAAUAUACUGGUGUUGGCUAUGGUGGAGUAACAUUACAUUUUCAUCAUAAUAAAUUUGGUUUACAAUCAGUUGUAUUAGCUUGUAAAGCAUAUCAUGAACCAGCUCAACAGUCAUAUAAUAUAAGAAAAUUACAGAUGACAUAUUAUUAG
Molecule: messenger RNA, 606 nt
Organism: Didymodactylos carnosus
Lineage: Eukaryota; Metazoa; Rotifera; Eurotatoria; Philodinida; Philodinidae
Source: the annotation of a GenBank genome assembly